This is a messenger RNA of Spodoptera litura, 2627 nucleotides long. RefSeq lists its product as uncharacterized. NCBI's taxonomy places the organism in Eukaryota, Metazoa, Arthropoda, Insecta, Lepidoptera, Noctuidae. The record is from RefSeq and is a predicted model, not a curated record.
AUUUGUUUCGACAAUGUGUCCCAUCAGUCGGCGCGUGCCAUUUGGAGGGAAGGGCGCUCUCGUAUUUGUGCAAAAACGUGACAUCACGAAGAUACCACAUUACGAUUGCUAAGAUGGGAUCGCGGUCCAGAAAAUUAGUACAAUUAGCAACUAUGCAAAACGUAGUUGAUAGUAACGUAAAUGAUAGUUCCAGUAUCCAAGCCGAGGAAGUUGAUGACUCUAAUAUAAACGCAAUGAUUCCAGAAGACAAAAGUAACGAUGACUCAAAACAUCGUCGACGUGAGUCAACUAGUAGUACCAGUAGCUCUUCAAGUAGCUCUUCGAGUUCUUCUUCGAGUUCCUCCUCAAGCAGUGGACCAUCUUUUUAUGAAGAUAGUGAUGAUUCCGUAAAGGAUCCCAAUUAUCAAGAGGAGAAGUCAAAAAGUAAUAAUAUACAUAGUUCAGACUCUGAAGAAGAAGGUGCCAGCACUAACUACAACUUCUCAAAAGACCAAGACUUGUUUAAUUUAAAUAAUAAUAUUGCUUCAGUUGACACCAUAGAGCAAGUUGACAUGUUAUUGGUAAGUAAUUCAGCAGAAAAUCGAGACAUAAUAGUUAACCAUACAAAUCAGAUAGAUCUGGUCGCAACAGAGAAUAAUUCGCUUGUAGUUGGGAAUGAUACCACUAUGCCAAUAGAGCCAACCACUUCCAACAUCACCCCAACUAAAGUAGGAAAAAAAAGACCAAGGCAAGAGUUAAAUUGGAAGAAGAACAUCGCUAAGCGAUUAAGAAAUAGUGGACUAUCAUAUAUUUCAACAAAAACUAAUAAGCCCUUUCCAAAACGCCAGCUUAAACCACCUUGCAGAGAAAAUUGUAAAUUUAAAUGUAGCUCUAACUUCUCAGAGCUUGAACGUGAGAAAAUUUUAAACGAAUAUUGGGGUUUAGGACAAAUUGAGAAACAAUGGACGUUUAUAGCUAAUAAUGUCGAUUUAGUUAUUCCAAAACAGCGAUAUGUGAAAGUGGACUCAGACGGAAAUAUUGCUGCAAAGCGUGAAAACAACAACGCUUUCUUUUUGACUAUUUCUGGUGCAAAGAUCAGAGUAUGUAAAUUGUUUUUCAAAAACACUUUGGCUAUCAAUAACCGCCCUAUAGAGACCGCGUUGAAAAAGAAAAAUAAUGACACUAAUAUCUCGUCAAUGAAAGAUUACCGUGGCACUCAUCUAAAUCACAGUAAAGUUGAUGAAAACAUUAAAGAAAGCAUAAGAAAAUUUAUAGAAGCGAUACCAAAAAUAGAAUCGCACUAUAUUCGAGCAAACUCGAAAAGACAUUACAUUGACGGCAGCAAAGCAAUUACAGACCUGCAUAGAGACUACGUUGAACAAUGUAAAUCUAAAAAUAUACCCUAUGCAAGUUAUUUAAUGUUUUAUCGUAUAUUUACACAAGAAUUUAAUAUAUCGUUUUUUGUGCCGAAGAAAGAUUUGUGCGAUACAUGCGAAGUUUAUAAAAAUAGUACGCCCGAAGAAAAAGAAUUGAAAAAAGAAGACUACGAAAAACAUAUCAGAGAAAAAGAAUUAUCACGCAUUGAAAAGACAAAUGACAAGAACAAUAAAAAUAUUUUAGUUGCUGUUUACGAUCUCCAAGCUGUAUUCCAGUGCCCUAAGGGCGAUAUUUCUGUAUUUUACUACAAAUGCAAACUUAAUGUUCUUAAUCUAACAAUUUAUAAUAUUCAGAAUAAUGUUGUUGAAAGUUACGUAUGGGACGAGUCACAUGCAAAUAGAGGCAUAAAUGAAAUAGGUACUUGUGUAUUUAAUUACCUUACCAAAAUGUCAAAUUCAGCUGAAGAUUUAGAGGUUGUCUUCUAUUCAGACAACUGCGCAGGGCAAAAUAAAAACAAAUUCAUGAUUGCCCUGUAUUUAUAUGCCGUACAGACCUUGCCUAACCUGAAAUCCAUAACACACAAAUAUCUUGUAAAAGGCCAUACCCAGAACGAAGGCGACUCUGCCCAUUCCCAGAUUGAGAGACAAGUAAAGAGGCUAUUAAGAUCCGGUCCUAUAUACACUCCCGACGGAUUUAUCGGUGCUAUAAAAACAGCCAGGAAAAAGAGUGAGCCAAUACACGUCAAUGAAAUGUGUUUCGAAGAUUUUUAUGAUUGGAAAAGUGUGUGUAAUCAAAUUAAUUUUAACUUAACAAAAGAUGAAGAUAACCAUGUAGUUAAACUAUCAGAAGUAAGAGUAAUAAGAGUUAGUAAAGAUGAUACAAAUGCUAUAUUUUAUAAAAAUUCUUAUGCUGAAACGGACUUUAAAAAAGCCGUCGUUUUGAGAAAAAAGAGAAACAACAAUAUAGAAAUAAAAAAUCUCUAUAAUAAUAAACCCGGGUUAGCUGAACGAAAAAAAUCGGACCUAAUGGAUUUGAUUAAUAAGAAAUUAAUUCCCGGAGUUCAUAGGAGCUUUUACGAAUCGCUCUAAGAAUGUUUUUAUUUUAUUUUUUAUACUAUUUUUGUAAUUUUUAUAACAAUUAUUUUUUAUUACUUUAUGUGAGAUAAGUGAAACGUCGGUUCCUUUAAGUACAAUACCUAUGUGAUAUUUUAUAAUGAAAAGUUCCUAAGUCGUAAUUUUAUAGUACUUAAUGAUAAAUACUCAAGUUUUUAA